CCCCUCAAUAAAACCCUACUCUUCCUCCUCUCGCUUCAGCUUGCCGUCGCCUUCUCCCAACCGAGAUCUGUCUCCUUUACCCUUUAUUUCAAUUCCUUUGCUCGAGAUCGACGAGGGGGAAAGAUGUCGCUCCGGGUGUUGAAUCCCAACGCCGAGGUGCUGAACAAGUCUGCGGCGCUCCACAUGAACAUCAACGCCGCUAAGGGCCUCCAGGACGUCCUCAAGACCAACCUCGGGCCUAAGGGCACCAUCAAGAUGCUUGUUGGAGGGGCUGGGGAUAUCAAGCUGACCAAAGAUGGCAACACUCUACUGAAGGAGAUGCAAAUCCAAAACCCCACAGCCAUUAUGAUUGCGAGGACAGCGGUUGCCCAGGAUGAGACUAGUGGCGACGGCACGACCUCCACUGUGCUCUUCAUUGGGGAGCUCAUGAAGCAGUCAGAGCGGUACAUCGAUGAAGGAAUGCAUCCACGGGUACUGGUAGAUGGAUUUGAAAUUGCUAAGCGGGCUACCCUUGAAUUUCUUGAGAAGUUUAAGACACCUGUUGUAAUGGGUGAUACCCCUGACAAGGAGAUAUUGAAAAUGGUAGCACGGACAACUCUUAGGACAAAGUUAUACGAGGGACUAGCUGAUCAACUGACAGAUAUUGUUGUUAAUGGAGUGCUCUGCAUACGCAAACCUGAUGAGCCUAUUGAUCUCUUUAUGGUGGAGAUAAUGCACAUGCGUCAUAAGUUUGAUGUUGAUACACGUUUGGUUGAAGGUCUCGUCCUUGAUCAUGGUUCUCGACAUCCUGAUAUGAAACGGAGGGCAGAAAAUUGUUAUAUCUUGACAUGCAAUGUCUCCUUGGAGUAUGAGAAAAGUGAAAUAAAUGCAGGGUUUUUCUACUCCAAUGCAGAGCAGAGAGAGAAAAUGGUUGCUGCUGAACGGCGUCAAGUUGAUGAGCGAGUUAAGAAGAUCAUUGAACUAAAGAAUAAGGUCUGCUCAGGCAAUGACAACAACUUUGUUGUGAUCAACCAAAAGGGAAUUGAUCCUCCAUCUCUGGAUCUCCUUGCUAGGGCAGGGAUUAUUGCACUUCGAAGAGCUAAGAGGAGGAAUAUGGAAAGACUGGUUUUAGCUUGUGGUGGGGAGGCUGUCAAUUCUGUUGAUGACUUGACCGAAGAUUGUCUUGGCUGGGCUGGGCUUGUUUAUGAGCAUAUUCUUGGUGAAGAAAAGUACACCUUUGUGGAGAAUGUGAAAAACCCUCGUUCUUGUACUAUAUUGAUUAAAGGACCCAAUGACCAUACAAUUGCUCAAAUCAAGGAUGCUGUUCGUGAUGGUCUCAGGUCUGUCAAGAAUACACUUGAAGAUGAAGCUGUUGUCCUGGGGGCUGGCGCUUUUGAGGUUGCAGCCAGGCAGCAUUUGGUCACCAACAUAAAGAAAACUGUUCAAGGGCGUGCACAGCUUGGUGUAGAAGCUUUUGCUGAUGCUCUUCUGGUGGUGCCGAAGACACUAGCAGAGAACUCUGGCCUCGACACACAAGAUGUCAUUAUCGCUCUUACGGGUGAGCAUGACAGAGGUAACAUUGUGGGUUUGAAUCACCAUACUGGAGAACCAAUAGAUCCACAAAUGGAAGGUAUCUUUGACAAUUACUCAGUGAAAAGACAGAUCAUAAACUCAGGGCCUGUCAUUGCAUCCCAGUUGCUUCUGGUGGAUGAAGUGAUCCGUGCCGGUCGGAACAUGAGAAAACCAACCUAAUUCUACGGUGUAUAUGUCUAUAUGGUUGUUUGAAGUUUAGACAUUGGUCAAAAUCUCAAAAGUGUUUUUGACGUCUGGAUUUGAACGAUGAGAAAUUACAAUGCUGAUGGUAGACCGAGUAAACGUUUUCUACAUAAUUUUUGCUCAUGUACUUUUCGAGAGUGAAAGAAUGCUGAUGAUAGGGUACUACUACAUGUUUGUUAUACCCUUCCCUCUUAGAGAGAUGAGGAAUGCUUCUGCUUUAUUGAACAAAAAUUGGCAUCUGUUGUCUUUUUUUAGCAUACACUUCUGGAUGUAGAGCAAAUUUGUCCUGAAAAUAUUUUAUCUAAUGAUUGUGAUUUGGUUCA
This is a messenger RNA of Musa acuminata AAA Group (dessert banana), 2078 nucleotides long. RefSeq names its product T-complex protein 1 subunit zeta 1. The record is from RefSeq and is a predicted model, not a curated record. The transcript has 15 exons. Gene Ontology annotation, biological process: protein folding. Lineage: Eukaryota; Viridiplantae; Streptophyta; Magnoliopsida; Zingiberales; Musaceae. Gene Ontology annotation, molecular function: ATP hydrolysis activity; ATP-dependent protein folding chaperone; ATP binding. Gene Ontology annotation, cellular component: chaperonin-containing T-complex. Bases 124 to 1731 code for a protein of 535 amino acids.